This is a messenger RNA of Xyrichtys novacula (pearly razorfish), 13322 nucleotides long. Lineage: Eukaryota; Metazoa; Chordata; Actinopteri; Labriformes; Labridae. The record is from the annotation of a GenBank genome assembly.
GCUCCGGUUCCCACCCUCGGGGAGGGGGGAGGGGGGUUGCUGAUGCAGCCGUGUUUGCGGCGCUGUUACCCGGCCAGCCUCCCAGCUGUGACUCGCUGUGAUUUCCUUUUUUCCUUCCUCCCCCACUAUCGUGUCUCCCAGCAGGAGUCUUUCCUCUCCCUUUACGGCCGCCCUCUCCGGUAAAAGAUGGAGCUCCAAUCGACCCUCCACGCUCUGCUCUUCCUCUCUGCCGUCUGCCUGGUGCCGGUAUUCAGCGCCGCUUCACGGACGGGACCGAAAGUCACCGAGAAGGUGGGUUCAGACGUUUGUCGCAUUUUUUUGCAUUAAAAACCGUAACUGCGUCUUAACUGAGCUCCGCGCGGCCAGUCAUCAUUUUAUAUUGAGGAGCUGAGCGCGCGACCGGAACGUCAGAACGACCGUUAGAAAGCGGCACGCACGCACGCACGCGGACACAGUCACAGAUCCUUGAGACGGUUCGGCGUUAAUAGAGAAGCUGGACCGUGACAGAUCUAGCAAGACUGAGACGCAUUCAGACACAAUGAUACACACAGACACACGCUGACACGUACAGACACACGCUGAUACGCAUUCUUGCAUACGUGUCCAUUCAAAUGACAGUGCGCAGUGCGUAAGCCUUAAGGCAAGCACACACACACACACACACACACACACACACACACACACACACACACACACACACACACACAGAGAGACAGAGGACCUGACCUCGAUUUAAAAUCUGAUUCAUGGAUCAUAUAUGAUACACCGGUCACUAAGUGAUUGAACAAGUGAAACAGUACUGUAAAUGAUCUUGUAAUUCACAUAUAUAUGUUUUGUAAAUUAAAGUUUAAAGAAAUUUUAUACUGUAAACUUGAUCACCCCCCCCCCCCCCCCCCAGAUAGUCUUUCCUCUAAAGGUCUGGUUUUAACAUUGUUUGUAUAGUGGCCUAAAAGUACAAUUACCCCGAACACUUUGAUGAACACAAAAUACAUAAUAAGUAAAUAAAGAAAAAAGAAGCACAUACACAAUGAUAUUCUUGAAAUGCAAAAACAUUCAACAUGAUGCAAAAAUAUUUUAUGUUAUGUUAAAACUUUAUUUCAUGUUGUUUUUUUUUUUUAAUUAUCUUUAUUUUGGAGAUUUGGACAGCAGAUCACAUCACAUUGCAUGGAAAAGUCUGAGAACUAAAUUACCUCUGCAGUCCUUGAUUUUUGGAUAGAACUGUACCAAGGUGGGAGGAAGAGUAUGUACUCUGGAGUGGUGGGAGUGAAAAAGAAAAAAAAAAGAGAGAGAUUUGGCGAGAAGGCCCAAAGGGCAGAGACAAAACAAGUCAUGGAUCAUCCACAAAAUCUGCUUGUGAAGGCCUUACAUAUUUAACCCACUUAGACCAGGGCUGAACAAAGCUAUCUUUUUCUAGACGUAAAGAAAAGGUAAUCUCUUCCAUAAUAUGAAUACCAUUUACACUCUCAAUCCAUUCUUGUUUUGUGGGGGCUUGAGGAAGUUACCAGCGCCUCAUAAUGGCUUUUUUGCUGGCAGAAAUCAGAAUGCCAAACAGUUAUUUAUCAGACCCUCGGCCCUGAAAAUUCAUAUUCAUAUUCAAUUUUAUUUGUAUGGCACUUUUUGUACAAAACCCAAUUCAAUUGAAAUUGGAAAAUUGUGAUAAACGCAAAUAAAAACAGAAUACAAUGAUUUGCAAAUCCUUUUCAACCUAUAUUUAAUUGAAUACACUAUAAAGACAAGAUAUUUAAUGUUCACACUCACAAACACAACACGUGUCAAAGUAGUUGGGACAGGGGCAUGUUUACCACUGUGUUACAUCACCUUUCCUUUUAACAACACUCAAUAAACGUUUGGGAACUGAGGAGACUAAUUGUUGAAGCUUUGAAGGUGGAAUUCUUUCCCAUUCUUGCUUGAUGUACAGCUUCAGUUGUUCAACAGUUCGGGGUCUCUGUUGUCGUAUUUUAGGCUUCAUAAUGCGCCACACAUUUUCAAUGGGAGACAGGUCUGGACUGCAGGCAGGCCGGUCAAGUACUCUUUUACUACACAGCCAUGCUGUUGUAACACCUGCAGAAUGUGGCUUGGCAUUGUCUUGCUGAAAUAAGCAGGGGCGUCUAUGAAAAAGACGUUGCUUGGAUGGCAGCAUAUGUUUCUCCAAAACUUGUAUGUACCUUUGAGCAUUAAUGUUGCCUUCACAGAUGUGUAAGUUACCCAUGCCUUGGGCACUAAUGCACCCCCAUGCUAUCACAGACACUGGCUUUUGAACGUUGCGUCGAUAACAGUCCGGAUGGUUCUUUUCCUCUUUGGACUCGUCAGACCACAGAACACUUUUCCACUUUGCAUCUGAUUCUCUGAACCUUUUGAUGAUAUUAUGGACCGUAGAUGUUGAAAUCCCUAAAUUCCUUGCAAUUGUACAUUGAGAAACAUUGUUAUUUAACAGUUCGACUACUACUCACGCAGUUGUUCACAAAGUGGUGAACCUCGCCCCAUCCUUGCUUGUGAAUGACUUAGAAUUUUUGGGAAAGUUGCUUUUAUACCCAAUCAUGGCACCCACCUGUUCCCACCUUACCUGUUGGAUGUUCCAAAUAGGUGUUUGAUGAGCAUUCCUCAAAUUCCUCAGUAUUUUUUGCCACCUUUCCCAACCUCUUUGUCACGUGUUGCUGCCAUCAAAUUAAUUAUUUGCGAAAAAAAAAAAAAAGUUUAUGAGUUUGAACAUUAAAUAUCUUGUCCUUGUAGUAUAUUCACUUGAAUAUGGGUUGAAAAGGAUUUGCAAAUCAUUGUAUUACAUUUUUAUUUAUGUUUAUCAGAAUUUCCCAACUUCAAUGGAAUUGGGUUUUGUAUAAGAAUGCAAUUCAAAGUGCCUCACAGAGGCUAAAAACAACAAUAAAACCUGACUCCCCCACCCACACACACACCCAUAGACCCACACACACAGACACACACCCACCCUCACCCACACACACAAGCACAUAAAGUGAGCAUUUAAGAUAUAUUGCCAAAGAGACAUGGCUUGACACCGCAAAAUUACGUGAGGACAGAGCUACUUUUGGGAAACACUGGAGAUAAAAAGAUAAAAAUUAUAAAAAGAAGGAGUAAAUCCUGAUGGACUAAAACAAGAAGAUAAUAUAAAAUGAACAAAUAAGUAAGAAUAAAAAUACAUAAACACUGAGAACUUUGAUUAAAUUGAACAGUAGCAAUAAGAGAAAUAUCAGUGAAAAGCCUGGUUUAAAAGGUGAGUCUUGAGCCUCUUUUUAAAAACAUCAACCGUCUCUGCGGCCCUGAGGCUCUCUGGCAGGCUGUUCCACAACCGGGGACCAUAGAAACUGAAAGCAGCUUCCUUGUGUGUUUUUGUUUUAACUUUGGGUAAGGUUAAAAGGCCUGUACUGGAGGACCUCAGGGUCAGCAAGGGUUAAUAUGAUAAAAGUAAGUCAGAUAAAUAGGAGGGGCCAAGACCAUUGACAAUAAUAAGAAUAACUUUAUUUUAUCCCUAAAAAGGGAAAUUCAUUUUUCUGUAGUCUCAGUUGUCAUGUGUCAAAAACUUCUAUUUACAGAAGAGUUGUAAAGUCUGAUGGCUGUUGGUACAAAAGAUCUUCUGAAUCUUUUAGGGAUGCACGAUAUUUAUCGGACCGAUAAAAUAUCGGCCGAUUUGGGGGAAAAUUACGUCAUUUUUUAUCGGUCCGAUAGGUGCAUUUUUCCGAUAGAAAGAUCCGAUAUAUUAAUGAAAUUACGAGUAACGUUUGCAGGCGGAGUAGCCGCCCGUCCGAGACGCGCUGGUUACGUAAUCUAUCGCGCCUUACUCGCAGGUCCCAAGCCUGACCCCGUCACUACCUGACAGAUAAUAAAAUGUCUUCACCAGCAUGGUCGUUUCUCUCAGUGGCAGAAGAUGACAACAGCAUUGCUAUAUGCAAAACCUGUUCAGCGAGGAUUCCGAGAGGAGGAAAGAAGACGUCAAGUAUUAACACAGCGAAUCUGAUAGCUCAUCUGAAAAGUCGCCAUCGCGGUGAAGCGGUAUUAAAAGACUAUGAGACAGCCGCCGAAGCUGCUAGCGGUACUAAAGCUAAGACAACAACACUACGGAGGAUCGAUGUCCCCAUUCAGCAGGAGUUUAAAAACUGCAAAAGCUUCUCAAGAGACAGCGAAAAGGCUAAAGCCAUUAACGACAAAGUGAUGGAGUUCAUAGCGGUCGACGACCAGCCUUUUUCCGUCGUUGAGAACCCGGGUUUUCGUAAGUUCAUAGCACACUUGGAGCCACGUUACACUCUCCCAAGCCGCCGCUUCUUCUCGGAUGUGUCUCUUCCUGCACUCUAUGAUAUUGUCGCCACAUACAUUCACAACCUGAUCGACAAGAACGGACUACACGUGAGUUUUACCACAGACAUAUGGACGUCAGAUGUUAGUCCGGUCAGCAUGCUAAGCCUAACGUCUCAUAAUAGCUCCUUUACAGUUUACAGUUCUGUUGAACAGUUCAGGGGAUCAAAUGAAGCUCUGCUUUUUGCUCUGUUAUUGUUAUUUAUAGCAAAUGACCACAUUUGAAGAGCCAAAAACUUUUGUUUGUUGUUCUAGAUAGGCCAGAGCAACAAAAACAUCAGUUUUCAAUCGCUGCAUCCUGCUCAAAUUGCAGAUUAUAUGAAGAUUAUAAUAAAUGUAAAAAUAUGAAUUUAUCGGUUAUCGGUAUCGGUAUCGGCCAUGAGAAGAAGAAAAUUAUUGGUUAUCGGUAUCGGUUGAAAUUUUUCAUAUCGUGCAUCACUAGAAUCUUUCUGUCCUGCAGUGAAGAGAGAGGAGCCGUCCACCACUAUUGGCCCUUUGGUCCAUUAAGGUGUUGUGAAGUGGGUGAUCCAUGUUCUUUAGAAUAGUCUCCACCUUCCUCAGUGUAGAUCUCUCCACCACAUCCUCCAGUGAGUCCAACUUGAAUCCAACCACAGAGCCAGCCUUUUUCACCAGUUUGUUCAGACGUCUUGCAUCUUUGUGUAGCCCCCUAUAACCCUGUAACCCCCCAUAGCCCCCUACAUCUAAAAACUAAUAAAACCUUAACAUCAAUCAUGAAAUGGAGGGGUGCAGCAAUGCUAAAACUGGGGUUAUAUGCUUUCACCCUGUGGCCCUCGAAUUUUGUGAUAAUUGCAGGGCAUUACAAUCAUCUAAACGACAUGCAUCAGCACCUCUGCGCUGGCUGGGAGAGAAACGGGUGUACUCUGGCUAUAUUCCUAAGGUGGUAAAAACCUACCUUUGCUAUGUUUUUGAUGUGUGGAAUAAAACAGAGCUCAGAGUCAUUUUUUUUUUUUUAUUAAAAAUAAGAACACUCAAAUGUUGCAUAUACAUAAUUAUUCACACCCUUUACUCAAUACUUGGUCAAAGGAUCUUUGGCAGCGAUUACAGCCUCCAGUCUUCUUGUGUGUGAUGCAACAAGCUUGGCACACCUGGAUUUGUGGAGUUUUUCCCCAUUCUUUCUUGCACAUCCUCUCAAGCUCAGUGAGAUUCGAUGGGCAGCAUCGGUGCACAGCUGCUUUAAGGUCUUUUCAAAGAUGUUUAAUCGGGUUCAAGUCUGGGCUCUGGCUGGGCCACUCAAAGACAUUCAGAGACUUGUCCUGAAGCCACUCCUUUGUCUUCUUGGCCAUGUGCUUAGGGUCAUUGUCAUGCUGGAAGAUGAAGCAUCGCCCCAGUCGAAGGUCUUGAGCACUCUGGAGCAGGUUUUCAUCAAGGAUUUCGAUGUACUUAGCUGUAUUCAUUUUUGAAAAACAUCCCCACAGCAUGAUGCUGCCACCACCAUGCUUCACUGUAGGGAUGGUAUUGGCGAGGUGGUGAGCGGUGCCUGGUUUCCUCCAGAAAUGACGCUUGGCAUUUCUUAAUGAUGGAGACCACUGUGCUUUUUGGGAUCUUCAAUGCAGCAGAUAUUUUUCUGUAACCUUCCCCAGAUCUGUGCGCCGAUACAACCCUGUUUCGGAGGUCUACAGACAAUUCUUUCGACUCCAUGGCUUGGUUUGUGCUCUGAUGUGCUCUGUCAGCUGUGGGAUCUUAUAUAGACAGGUGUGGCUUUCCAAAUCAUAUCCAAUCAGCUGAAUUUGCCACAGGUGGACUGCAAUCAAGUUGGAGGAACAUUUCAAGGCUGAUCAGUGGAAACAGGAUGCACCUGAGCUCAAUUUUGAGUUUUAUAGCAAAGGGUGUGAAUACUUAUGUAUGUGCAACAUUUGAGUGUCUUAUUUUUAAUAAAUUUGCAAAAUGUUAUAAAAAAAGUUUUUUCGCUUUAUCAUUAUGGGGUAUUUUGUGUAGAAUUUUUGAGAGAAAAAGGAAUUUAAUCCAUUUUGGAAUAAGGCUGUAACAUAACAAAAUGUGGAAAAAGUGAAGUGGUAUGAAUACUUUCCGGAUGCACUGGAUCCUGUUGUGUACAGUUCCUUUUUCAUAAGCCCUUUGUAGAGUUUGGAUAUAAGCCCCCUACUCAUAUCAUUUUGGUAUGCCCCUGCAAAUAUCUUUAGUAUUGGAUCCUCAAAGUCUGUUUUACUUUUUAUAUUCUGUUCGAAAUAGUUAUGUAUUGCAAUAGUAAAUUGCAAUUGUAAAUUAUCAUAUAUCUUAUAUUUUCUUCUGGUUUUCCUCCAGAUUCUCAGUUUGGUUUGGAUCAGAGGGUUUUGUAUCAAUUCCAAUAACUCAGUAAGACUUUUGUGAGCCAACACUGCAUGAACUGGAGAGUUAUUCAUAUAGGGGAGUUCAAUGUCUUUCCACCUGGCUUGAAAUGUUGGGGUACAAAUACUUAUUAAAGGUUUGAUCUGGGUAGCAUAAAAGUAAUCUGUAAAAUCUGGGAGGGCCAUCUCUCCUUCUUCCUUUUGGAGUUUUGAGGUUUCAAGUUUAACUCUGGGUUUUUUCCCUUGCCAGAUAAAUCUGGAAAUACAUUUUAUUCAAUUCCAAAAGAUUUUUGGGUGGUAUUUUUACAGGAAGUGCCUAAAAUAGAAAGAGGUAUCGAGGUAAAACAUUCAUUUUUAUAGAGUCAACUCUAUGACUUAAGCUAAGUAAGGAGAUUGAGUUCCAUCUUUGAAUUAAUGCUUUGGUUUUUGUCAGAAGGGGGCUAGAAUUUAUCUUGGCUAGCACAUGGAUUGUUCGUUGAUAGAUGUAUUCCCAAAUAUUUCACUGAAUUCUCGUCCCAUUUUAUUGUUGAUUGUUAAUGUUUUUGAGUUUUAAUGUGUUUUAAAAAUGUGUUAUGUGUUAUGUCAUGUGUUAUUUUUUUGUGAAAGAUUUUUGCAUAUCAUUACUUUUUGUGAAAUAUUUUCACAUUUUAUGAUGUCUUUUGGUGUUUUGUGAAAUAAUUUAUGUGUCAUGAUUAUUUUGUCCUUUUUAUGUUUUAUCCCACAAAAUACUAAUAAAUAAUAAUUUAUUAAAUACUUUUGUGUUUAAUGACAUGCUGUUGGUGUAAAACUGUCACUUGUCCUGAAAUGUUUGCAGUUGGACCUUUAAGACUGUAUUUCUGCCUGUUAAAAAGUGUUUCUCUCGUAUGGUAAUGUAGUGUUUGGUGUCAUAACUGAGUCUUGACCUGCUCUCCAUAGGGUGCCCUAUGAUAACACUCUUUGUGAGGUAAAUAUACAGGAGUCGAUUUUUUUCUGAUCGCCUAUUUCACAGUUAAGUGUCAAAUUAAGUUUGAUUACUUUUAUUAAAGAAAGUUAAAUUUUGUAUGCUUUUAAUAUAUUUGAGAUCUGAAAGGGAAAAGAGAAAAUAUGGAAGUUAAUGUUUAACUUUUCUUACCUUAGCUCCUCUCAGCUUAGCCUCAGAGCUCAGCUUGAUUGACAGCCCACGUGUGUGCUUUUCUCUGUGUGUCUCCAGGUGUUUUUUGACAUCACGGUGGCGGGUCACGAGGUUGGGCGGAUUGUCAUCGGCCUUUUUGGGGAGGUCGUCCCGCUGACUGUCAAUAACUUUGUCGCCUUGGCAACUGGGGAGGUAGGUAGGAUGGUGUGAACAAACACUCCUAUCCUAACUCAUACUUAUGUGUUAUAAAAAUGUAGUUUUGUGAUAUUGGCUGUAACACUGGACAAACCUUCUGAUAAUUUUUAACUUAUUUAUCUCUGACAAGAAAAUUCUUAAAUAUGAUAAUGUUUUAAGUUUUUUUAGCUGCACCCCUUUUGACUUGGGGGCAUUCAGUGUAACUUUUGUAACACUUUGGUUUUGUUUGGUGCACAUCCAUACCAAAAUAUGACAGUAAAUUUCACUGGUCUCUUAAAAUUACUUGCUCUAAAAUAAGUAUUUGAGUGUCCUUUGGUCUGUGAUCUGCAUUCAACCCUCAGAUCAGCUCAUAACUUAAUUUUGGUGCAGUAGUAGAAUCGUAGUCUCCUAAGCCUCUGGUCUCUGCAGAAAGGUUACGGCUACAAAGGGACAAAGUUUCACAGAGUCAUCAAAGACUUCAUGAUCCAGGGGGGAGAUUUCACAGCUGGAGACGGGACCGGAGGUAAGAUUGAGACACGGAGUGAUAGAAUAAUGUCUCCUGAACAGGUCCAACACUCUGAUUCUGUGGGCUUAUUUCAUGUAGGACUCAAACCAUUUAAUCCACUUUCCCUAUUUACAUGUAAGUGUUCAGAACUGCCCACACAACCUGUUUCAUGUACACAGCUGUCAACACUAAACUGAUAUGCAUUAAAAAGCAGCAAAAUUUAGAAGUUUCAGUGAUGAGAAUUCUUUUCAUUCAGACUGGAUAGCCUGGUUCAAGCGGCCAUUUUGUUUCUUUUCCAGGUCACAGCAUCUAUGGGACCACCUUUGCAGAUGAAAACUUCAAACUGAAGCACCUGGGAGCUGGCUGGGUGAGUAUAAGAUCUGAAACCUAUGGCACAUCAGAGAAUUAUAAAGAAAAAAUGUAAUUCAUUUCUCAGCCUUGGUGCUGUCAGUGUUUUUUUUAAUAACAAAGAUCUUGCUAAGUACUUGAGCCGAAAAAAUCUAAACUUGAAGCAUCAUAACAACAAUGUAAGGUGUUGAAUUGCAAGUUUGUGUUUGUGUGUGUGCGUGUCUUUGUAUCAGGUGAGCAUGGCGAAUGCUGGCCCAGACACAAACGGCUCCCAGUUUUUUAUCCUGGCAACCAGAGCUCCAUGGCUGGACGGGAAACACGUGGUGUUCGGUAAAGUCCUGGAUGGGAUGGUGAGUUGAGCCUCAGAAAUCUGCUGCAUGUUACGCCUAAUGAUGAGAAAACUGUUAAUGUUGAGGUUCAGUUACAAAGUCCAAACCACAGGAGGUCCACCUGCUUUUCUGCGCUGACUUCCUGAAUAGAUUCAGGCCCCGCUCACCAAAGAAACAUUUCAGGAAAAGUUAGGUGGGAGGAGAUUUCAUGAGUCCAGCCCACUUUUUUAGAGAAGUCUACAUAAAGGGAUAUUUCAGCAUUUUUGAAGACUUGUAUUAGUCAAUGGAUGUCAGUCAGCUCCACCCUGUAAAUAGAAAACCACUAGCAGAGACGGGACACUGGGUUGGCUACAAUGAUCUGCUAAUUUUAGUAGAGCAUACACUUAAACUAAGAUGAGUGCUUCAGUUUGAGUCCCUCAAAAUCAGCUAAAGUAUGAGUCAUCAAUCCUCUUUCUUUGGUCUCCACCAUCAGGCUGUGGUUCACACCAUCGAGCUCCAGGACACAAAUGACAGGAACCUGCCAUAUACCGAGUGUGUGAUCGUCAACAGCGGCAGGAUCCCCGUCAAAGAGCCCUUCAUAGUGGAGGUGGAAGGCUGGUAAAAGACACCAAUACUGUAGAACAAAGAUAAUAUGUUAUAUAUUAUAAACUGCAGAUCAAUCAGAGGCCCAAGUUACCUGUUUAACAUUUUCAUAUCAAUACUUUUGCAUGUUCAUGUUCCACUAACAAGAAGGGCUGAGAAAUAUUUUGCUACAGUACCUGACUUUAAAUGUUGAUCCCACAUACUCUGGACAGGGAUGCUGCCAAUACUUCCAUGCUGGCGAGCCCUGAAAACACAGAGUGGAGAGGCUUCUGAUCUAUUUCUACUAUAUGUAGAUAUGUUACAAAAUUUUCAUGAAGUUUAGGGAUGGUCAGUGAUGUCUGACCGUCCCUAAAGAGAGGGACAAUUUUUAACAAAUUUACAUGACAGUUUAUUGUUCAGCCUUUGACUUUAGCCAGGUCAGAAAUCACACCAGAAACAGUUAAAAUCAUAAACUACUUGCACAGACAAAUUAGUAUCUAAUAAUGCUUAACCUAAGAUCUCCACACCUGCAAAAACGCCACUUUUAUAACAAAGAUUCAUAUAUGAUAAUGUAGCAAGUUGAAAAAUAACAUAUUUUUGCUUUUCUAGCCUUUCUAAGGUGUCAUGAGACUUUGAAAUGAUUCUGUGGUGAUCAGCUGUAGAAUUUAUUCUGUAGAUAUGUCACGUAGAAAACAUCACUGAAUGAAAAGAAAAGAACAUGCAUUGCGAAGUGUUGUUGUGCACAAGUACCUGAUUGGAUUAUUUUGGAUCAUUUUGCAUUGAGAUAAUGCAACUAUGCCAUUCAAAGAUGCUGUAUUAUACUCAUAUCAAGUUUAGAUCUUCAAUCAGUAAAACCUCUUAAGUAGCUUUGCAUAAUUUCAAAUCCCCAAAAGUCAUUCAUUUAACCCAGUGACUUGUAACACCAGUUAUUUUGUCUUCAUUAAAGAGGGGUUAUUAUGCUUUUUUUAAGGCCGUGAGUUUACCUUCUGACAGCUUUGUGGUAGCAUGAUUUAGAGCUAAAGAAAUCUUUACUCAUUCUAGAUAAGUGUCUUUGAAAACUCUCAGCCUCAAAAACAUUUAAUUUUAGUGACUGUCACUUAGAGGUCCUCCUAUUACCCUGGAACCCAACACUCAAGUAGCCUUCUUCACUGUUGCCAAAAUGACAAAUAAUGAAAUAUGGCCAAAUGUGGACCUGACUUGGUGAGUUAGUACAGAGACAUAAAAGGAGCCUAUUAAAUAAGUUGCAUCUUAUGCAGGGGUGUUAAGUCCACACUAAACCAUAUGUUGAAACUGAUCCGUUUGUAAUUUUAGUUGUUUCAUUGUAGCCUUUAAUUGCACCUCAGAGAUGUAAGGCUCAUUGUUGAGCAUUUCGUCCAAAUUAACCAACAUAUUGUGGCUAAAAUUAGAUUUUAUGUCCUGUGGCCAAUCACUGAAAAGCUGUUUUUGUAACUAGGUGUUUGUUACAGCGCUGACUCUCAUUCAUGAUUACCUCUAACCAGGCUAACAGUUGAAAAUAAAUGUUAAUUGGUGGCAAUUAACCAACAGCUACAUACAGAUGUAUAAAGUACAGUAUGAGUAAUCUAACAAGCGAUAACUAAAGCCUGUAUCCUUAAUCCACAGUUAGUGUAAGAAAAGAGCAAAGAGCAGUGUAAUUGUCCAGAACAUGCACUAUUAGUGAAACUGGUGAAAUAAUCUUUGCUUGUUGUGAACAGGAAAAAAAAUCAGCUUUUUUGAGAGAGACAAAGCAAAGGGUGAUCUGCAGCUGUGGUACUUUUAAAAUCAUCUGCUGCUAAUCAUCCUCCAUGAUUUUGCAGCUGCCAAAGUGCUGCGCUAGGGCAACUGGUGUUUUAAGAAGGACCACACACCAUCUUAUCAGAAAUAGCUGUAAAAUUUCAAAUGUAAUGUUAUUUUUUCAAUUUUGAUUUUAUUGUUUCCUUCAAAAACAGCAACUUUGUAAACAUUUUUAGAUGUAAUGUUUUUGAAGUUGAAUCUAUCUCAGCUGGUAUAACCCCCUCAACAUAAAUUGUAAAGUCCGUCUUUAAUUAGUAACUUUGUUUUAACUAGACUGGGCUUGAACUUGUAAUGGGCUGGGCUUGUCCAUGACAACUCUGCAAUCAACCUCUGGAGAUUUUGGUUAGUGUCUAAUUUAGGCUCCCCUCCCUAAAGCCCCUUUCUUCUGAAUUGCAAGUUCUCUCGAAGUCUGCCUGGAGACAACCAAGGCAGACUUAUGAUGUCAUCAAGUACCUGCAAUAGAAAAAAUAGGGAUAAAGCAGAAGUUGAGAUCAGACUAAAGAGUGAGGGGUGAAACAGACGAACGUUAACCUACUGGGCUCUAUUUUCAUGCCCCCCAGUGGCGCAGCACAGGGUGGCGCACCCCACGCAGUGGUAUUUUAAUCCAGUGCAGCCCGGUACACAGACAGUUUGGUAUUUUCGUAGACUGAGGUGCACUGAGAUGCCCCAAGCUGAGCAUGGCGGCACAGUAUGGGGGAGGUUUCGAAAUUCGCAAUACACCUCACCGGUGAGGGAUCUAAAGUUGAGGAGAGGAGCUGAUGUGAUUGGUGAAAACAGGACUCAGCUGUGUUAAACCCACUCAACGCCUUCCCCCCUCCCUCUUUUCUACAUGUGCUGCUGGGAGGAGCUGAGAUAGGGAGGCGGUGUACUUGCGCCAGGCUGCAAAGUGUGCUUAGGUAUGCCCCAUCAGCGCGGCGGACCUUACUUACGCCACGCCUGUGCCACACUGCCACUGAGGCAUGAAAGAAGAGCUCGAUGAGUUAAAGCUCUGUCUGCGUUUAAUAUGAAUAUUUACAUUUUUAAAACACAUAAACAGUAUGUGGAUGUCAAAAAUACAAAACAACAUACUACCCCCUCAUUUAAAGAGCUAUUUGGUGGAGAUGUAAGGGCUUCACCAAAAGUGAGGGCAGUAGCUAGUGCUCAGUAUUUCAGGUUCACUGUAGUUUAUGCGAACAGUUUUGUACAUUAGCAUGCUUGUGUAUGGAGCAGAUGGUGCCAGUUAGCACCAUCCCUCAUGACCAAACUUUAUAAUGAACUGUGGUUCCGACAUGAUGUGUUCCAUGAAAACUUGAACUAAAUGAACUGUGUAGCUCCUCAUGUAUCUAUCAGUGCCAAAUCGUACUUUAUUUGCCAAAUUUUCCAGUAUUAUAUAUGCAUCUCAUGAAUAACUAAACCAACUUAAGAGUUAACUAAUAUAUGCAAGCAAAAAAUAAAUAAAUAAGUACAAACCCUGUAGCAAGUGUCAAAUGCCAUUGUAGCACUAUAAUGUUUUUUGUUUUUUGUUUUUUUUUGAGAAUAUCUUCUCCGGCUGCGUUAUGCACUGUAUCAUAUUUGCAAAAACUACAGCACAAGUUGCACUGGAGGAAAAUGUUCAGAUAAGUGGUUAUUAAUGAUGAAAUCUAACUGUUCUGUCCUGUAAUCUGUGGUAUUAUAUCUUUUGUUUUUUGCUAACGCAAAGUCAAAGAUGUCAUCAUGUCUUAUAAUGAUUUUGUGAUUUGAUUUGACCUGAAACUCUGAUUUCACCCUGUGAAGUUAUAACUGAUAUCCCUAAUACCACUGAAUUAACGCUGCAUCUCUACCAAUCAUAUCAGAUGGUUUUUCGUUAUUUAUAAAAACAGCAGAAGAAAAGUGCCAACAGUUGUAUUUUCUACAAUAAAGAAUAAACUGUUGAAAUAUGA